AUGGAGCACAAUCAGCCCUCCACGGCCCUGUUCGACGUCUUCCUCCGUCUGCGGCCAGGCCAAGCAGACCGCGAGCGCUUCCUCGAUGUCGAAGAGACACUGUCCGCAGCGCCCACCCACAUCACCAUCAAACCUCCCGCCAAAGACACACGAAAGCGAGCAGUCGAGCGAUUCGCCUUUACACGAGUCUUCGAGGAGAAUGCGGGACAGCGAGAUGUCCUCGAGUCGACUGGCGCAGUGCGGCUUGUUGAAGGUGUGCUUGGCGCACCGGGAAGCGAGGGCCGCGAUGCACUGUUGGCUACACUUGGUGUCACAGGAUCGGGAAAGAGCCACACAAUCCUCGGAUCCAAGACGCAGCGUGGCCUGACUCAGCUGACGCUCGACGUACUCUUCCAACACACCGAGCCAUACCUCGCGAAUGUCGACGCCAGCGAAGCAGUCUACUCUUCGCUAUGCUCUGCAGAUGUCUCGGAAUCACAGCUCCUCCCUGCAACCACAUACCUGGACAACCUCUACGGCAACGGCGACACGACUCGCAUGUCCAGAGCCACAACGCCCGCUUUGGUACGACACGAAACGCCCAUUCUCCCAGGCGCAUUUCCUUCCUCCAAAGAACCCAUCACAGUCUAUGAUAGACUAUACCCUGUUCUCCCCGACCACCCAUCACUUGCCCCCUCCCCUACAAAGUCUUCCUCCAUCAACCCCAUAUCCCGCUUUGCACAUGUUACUCGCAGUCUCGCCAAACUUACCCAGUCGUUUCACCAGGAUACCUCGUUUUUGUCUGCCGCCGCUACAUCGAAACGCUACACUCCACGUGUGUCUACCCUGCCACAAUCCCCAUCCGUCCAGGACAUCCAGAUCGACAUCGACGAGGAUGCCGAGUAUGCUAUCGUCAUCAGCAUGUACGAGGUCUACAACGACCGAAUCUUCGACCUGUUGACAGCCACCGUUAUGGCUGGGAAGAGUCCGGCAAAGAGACGUGCACUGCUAUUCAAGAGCACCGAGUCGAGCCCAGAUCGAAAGGUGGUUGCCGGUCUGAAGAAGGUCGUCUGCUCGAGCCUGGAAGAGGCGUUGCUAGUCCUGGAGACUGGUCUGCAAGAGAGAAGAGUUGCUGGCACUGGAAGCAAUGCCGUCAGCUCGAGAAGUCACGGCUUCUUUUGCCUGGAUGUCAAAAAGCGCCAUCGCGGAAGAGGUGUGCCUGGGCCUUGGACAAGCAGCACCAUGACUAUCGUCGAUCUCGCCGGCUCCGAACGUGCUCGCACCGCAAAGACUGCAGGUGCCACCCUCGCAGAAGCCGGCAAGAUCAAUGAGUCCCUCAUGUAUCUUGGCCAGUGCAUGCAGAUGCAAUCUGACAACGCCCACACUACAAAUCCUCACCUCGUGCCGUACCGCCAAUGCAAACUCACCGAGCUGCUCUUCAGCAACAGCUUCAACCAAGGACUCCACCACAAACCACCUCAGAAAGCCAUCAUGAUCGUCACCGCAGAUCCACUUGGCGACUUCAACGCGACCUCUCAGAUUCUGCGAUACAGCGCUCUUGCAAGAGAAGUUACAGUCCCACGCAUUCCAAGCGUCACAUCUACCAUACUCGCCGGCACAUCAGCAGUUCCAUCUUCCAACAGCCGCCCAGAGACACCUUCUGCCAUCGUCGAGGAGCUGGAAGCGACCCUAGCAGAAGUCGCACGUCUACGUGAAGAACUCGACAUCACCCAGCUCCGCCUGGAAGAGGAAACUCAACGCCGCCUCGAAGCAGAAGCAUCCUGGACGACGGCCGAAAUGCGCAUCGACGAAGUCGAAGCUGAAAUCCGCGAAGAAGUAUGGUCCGAAAUGGAGUCUCAACUAGAGCACGAGAAGCGAAGAUGGCGAGCCGCUCGCGAUGAAGAGCUAGAUCGCCAGGACGAGCACCUUGACCGCAAGUUGGAGAUUAUGGCAAGAGGUAUCGAAGUCUACGAAGACGAGGACAAAGAGAACGAGGCUCCCAUCGGCGGUGAAGAUUUCGCUGAGAGUGUGAUGGAGGGUCUCAGUGAGAAGGUGGGGAAGAUGAAGGUCGCCGAUGGAAGAGUCGGAGAGUUGGAAGAUGAGAAUGCCAAGCUCAGGGACAGGCUGGCGAUGAUGGAGAGGGAGAAGGGCCUGAGGAGUCCGAGUAAGAAGAUGAGAGUUUUGAAGACGAGGAAGUGA
This is a messenger RNA of Fulvia fulva, 2178 nucleotides long. RefSeq names its product Kinesin-like motor protein 9. The record is from RefSeq and is a predicted model, not a curated record. Gene Ontology annotation, cellular component: kinesin complex; microtubule; nucleus. Bases 1 to 2178 code for a protein of 725 amino acids. Gene Ontology annotation, molecular function: ATP hydrolysis activity; microtubule binding; ATP binding. NCBI's taxonomy places the organism in Eukaryota, Fungi, Ascomycota, Dothideomycetes, Mycosphaerellales, Mycosphaerellaceae. The transcript is spliced from 3 exons. Gene Ontology annotation, biological process: microtubule-based movement.